This is a messenger RNA of Xiphias gladius (swordfish), 12324 nucleotides long. It is a transcript of the gene pkd1b, whose product is annotated as polycystic kidney disease 1b. Bases 1 to 12324 code for a protein of 4107 amino acids. Gene Ontology annotation, cellular component: membrane. The record is from RefSeq and is a predicted model, not a curated record. NCBI's taxonomy places the organism in Eukaryota, Metazoa, Chordata, Actinopteri, Istiophoriformes, Xiphiidae. Gene Ontology annotation, biological process: kidney development. Gene Ontology annotation, molecular function: protein binding. The transcript has 41 exons.
AUGACAGGCGCGCUCGCGUCACAAAAGCAGGCGCUACUCUGGAUUCUUUGUGUGCUUUUGAUCGCUGCAGCUGGAGAGGACAUUGCUUGUCCAAAAGGUGGUCAAAUCGACUUGUCCAGCUUGCGAUGCUACUGGGUCUCUGAGAUGACAUCGUCGUGGUCUGAGGCACAGGAUUCAUGCAGAAAGACUCCAGGAGGGGAUCUAGCAUCUGCUGAAAGCCUGAAGCUGCAAAACUUCAUCCACUAUUCCUUUCCAAUGAAAACCACUGUGUGGGUAUGGCUGAAGGGAUCAGAGGGAUAUCUGUCCGAGCAGGCUGAGGUUGUGGAGCCCGUAAGUCCUGCAUGGUGGGCUGGAGUCAGUGAGAGGGGGUGUACUCAGAUGGCCUUGGGGAUACUGGGACAGUGGAGGAGAGCACAAUGUGCUGGACGAUACUUCUACCUGUGUGAAAAAGAAGUCACUGAGGCUUUACCAUCUAUGGACAGUUACCUGACUGGAUUAGUUCUCAUGACCGGCAUCUAUGCUCAAACCCAGUUAAAUCCCCUUCUCAGCAUCCCAGACACUGGACAACGCACAGUGGAGGCGCAGCUUUUCCCAGGCUUGUGGUUCAGUCAUGCAGGUCAGUUGGUAACAGUGGAGCUGGUGGUCCAGCCAAGCCCACUGUUAUCUCUGGCCCGUGUUCAGAUCCUCCGACCCUACUGUGACCCCAACCACCACCUGGUACCUCCAGGUUGCAGCUCUCUCCUUAAUCCAUUUAGCUGCUGCUCAGCAGUACCACUGUGCAACACUACAGGGGGCUGCAGCAUGGGGCAGUACUGGUGCCACCUGCUGGAGGCCUGUGUGCCCACCACCAGUCCAUGCAGCCCCUACGACUCUGCAGCAGGGGGCCGCGGCUUUGCUUUACCUCCCAGAUACUCCGCAAUACCACCCUUCUACCACCUGGUGGCAGACCUGCCUCUGAGAAUAAACCCUAGCUCUGAACUGAAAACUAUGAGCCUGCGUCUUCCAGAUCCAGCAAUCAUGGUGUACCCUGACGAUAUUUUGGCUAUACAGCACACUCGCGACUCUGGAACCUUCCUACAUUGCCUCAACAAUGAAGCCUCGCUAAACUCCUCCUGGCGCCAGAGUUACCUGUCUCUUAGAGGGGCAAAAUGGGGGGGCUGGUGGCAGGGAGGCCUUCCUACACUGUCCCAAGGAGGCCAGUGGGUGGAUGGGGUGGUGUGUGAUCUGAGGGUGCUGUACAUGGACACUCUUCACAGAAGCACAGAGCUCGAUGAUAUCUUUGACUUAACCCACACAGAGGCAACCAAAGCUCCUGAUAUUAGGCCCCUGACUACAGGUCCUCCUCCUCUGAGAUCUAAAUUUAGGCCUCAUGUCAUCCACCCACUGCCGGAUGAAAAGAAUCAAAUUCAUGUUGAAAUCAACGUUCCAACAAUCAUUGUAGUAAAGGUCCUGUCUGGACAGAAAGCCAGUAGCUCAUGGUCAGCCCCAGUACUCCAAACUGGGGUCCCCUUUCUUCCAUCUUGCCCCGAAGAGGUGGUUCCAUCUUGGCCUGGCUGUAAGAAACAGUCCCUUGAAGACUGGUUCUCCUCUGUGACUCUCCUGUUUCCCUUAGUGGGGGUUCAGACUUUGAACAUCAGUGUGAUGGACGCAGUAAGCUCUCAGAGUCUGCAGAAUGUGAGUGUGAAAGUUUUUGGCUACGAGGCAGUGACAGGGCUUAGUGUUGAGCCACACGGAUGUCUGAGGAUGAUAGUAGACAUGACACAGUCAUUUACAGCCAAAGUGGAGGGUGGUUCCUCAGUAAAAUUCACAUGGGUUAUUGACAACCUGGAGAAAUUUGCCUAUGAAGGAGAAUCUUACAGUGUAGUGUUCAAGAAAUCUGCUGAGUAUAAGCUCAGGAGCCAGCAGCUCUUCCUAACUGCUGAUGAAAUGACCCCACUGGCUGAGCCAGAGUUCCUGUUUGUCAGGGAGGUCGUAGCUGUGAAUGCUACACACCUCUACACCCUCAGGGUCAAAGUGGACAUCUCCCUGCCAGUCACCUUCAGGUGGGAUUUUGGGGGCGGCACUAGAAAGGUGAACCACACCCAGUCUGCUCCAUGUCAGACUAUGGAAGGGCUUGUGGAGAGAGGAGAGAAGCAAGUGUAUGUCCAGGACUCAGUAAACUAUACCUUUUCCAUUCCAGAUCACUACACACUUCAUGUCCAAGUCUCUAACCAAUAUGACAAUACUGGCGCAUCCAUGAAGAUUAACGCCCGCCCUGAGUUAAGUCACAUCCACAUUUCCUCUUCCCCCCCAGUGCCCCUUGUUAAACAUACACUUCUUCUUGAAGCUUCUGCAGAGCCCUCCACUCAUGCUGUCUUCUACAAAUGGGACUUUGGCGAUGGCUCCCAAACUUUCCAAGGCAUCCAGUCUAAAGUGCGUCACACUUUUGGUUCUGCUGGGCUUUAUAAUGUUACAGUGUGUGCCAACAACACUGUUACUACCCUGACCACCUGGCUCAUCUUGGAAGUUAUGGAGAAAAUCUCUGGAUUAACCAUUAGCUACAGUGAACCAAGUGAAGUAAGCUCUGCUACAGAUUUCAGAGCUAAAGUUGCCACUGGUACAAGUCUCAUCUGGGAUUUUGACUUUGGCGAUGGGUCCCUGCAGAGAAACCUUACAGAUGGUUCCAGCUCCCACAUCUAUAAGUCUCCAGGGAAUUACACAGUAGUUGUAACUGUCUCCAAUUCUGUCAGCAAAGCCCAUCAGUCUAUCAGGGUAGAGGUCUACAGUUUGGCUGUUAGUGGAGUUCUCCCUACAGAAUGUGUCAUAAAUGGAAAAGACAUACAUCUUACAGCUCUGGUGACUGGCAAAAUAUCCAUCCUGAUUUUCCAUUGGCAAUUUGGAGACGGAUCACCUUUGACUGUAGUGACAGGACAGUCCAAAGUUACACAUUCAUUUCCAAGCCAAGGGAUUUUUCAUGUCAGCCUGACUGUUUUUAGUUCUGUUACAUCUGUAUCAUUUAAUACUAGUAUCUGUGUUGAAUUGCCAAUAACCAACAUGGCAGUGCAGUCAUCACAGGAUGUUGUGGCAGUAGGAGAAGAGGUAUGCUUUAGGGUGUUAGUCGCCCCCGAACAGAUGACAGGUUACCAAUUUAAGUGGUUUAGCAACUCCUCUAGUCUCAGUGCCAAGACAAAAAACUCUCAGAAGUGUUUUUUCUUUAAAGAUGAAGGUGUUGAAGAGGUAUCAGUAAUGGCAAGUAAUAAAGUCAGCAACAAAACAUCCAAAGUUAGCAUCACCAUUCAAAAACCUGUGAGCAAGCUAUCUGUGGCACAUGAUAGUCAAAGUGACACACUGAAAAUCAAUACGUUAGUAUCAUUUUGGGUUACUAGUUGCACUGGGGGCAAUGUGUCAGUGCUGUGGGACUUUGGAGAUGGCUCUCCAAUGGAGCAGACGCAAAAUGCUUCACAUGUCUUUACCUCGACAGGUUAUUUCACAGUCACUGCCAUAGCAUUUAACAAGGUGAGCAGAGACUCUGCAACCCUCAAAGUGAAUGUUUUACUUCCUGUUGCAGACCUUUCACUUCAUACCAAUGAGCCUUAUGCUAUUGUAGAAGAGGAAACUCUUAUCACAGCAGUUAGUAGUGCAAUCAGUAGCACCAACUACUACUGGACUGUGGACGGUAUAACUACAACCAAACAGGGAACCUAUCAGUUUCGAUUUGCUUUCCCCAAAGCAGGAGUGUAUCAAGUGAGGGUUAUAGCUCAGAACUUGGUGAGUAGAAGGGAGGCAGCUAUUUUAAUUGAGGUCUUUGAAAGAAUAGAGGGUCUUCAGAUUGAGUGUCACUACCUGACAAACAUGAAAUACGUACCAACUCAAGAGGAACUGCUGUUUAUUGCUUCAAUCACCAGAGGCUCCAAUGUCACGUAUCACUGGCUUGCUGCACAGAGUGGAAUAAACCAAGAAAUCACUGGCGAUGGCGAGCUUUUUCAUCUGUUGGUCGAAACCCCUGGCAGGAUCUCAGUUCAGCUAAGAGCCUCAAACAAGUUGGGUCAGGCCACCAGCAUUGUUUCUGUAGUAGCAGUAGAGCGUGUAGCAAAUGUACACAUUAGAACACAAUCAAACAUUUUGGCAUUGGAGAAAUUGGUGAAUAUUUCUGUAUCCAUGGCUACCGGGUCAGACGAGGAGUACCUUUGGUAUGUGAACUCUGAUCCAUUACCCCUGCAGUCACAUGCACCCUUUCUUCUCCACACUUUUACGAGUUUGGGCCAUUGUCUUGUCAAAGUUUGUGUUCAGAAUGUCCUCAGCCAAUGUAAUGACACCAAACAGUUCAUAGUCCAGGAGGAAGUCCAAGAGGUGGACUUUGAAAUUGAAGGAAAGACACAUCCAUUUUAUAUCAACACAAGUGCUGCCAUUCCCUUCCGUGGGCUUAUUCGUAAGGGUAGUGAUUUGCACUGGGACUGGAAAGUUAGAAGUGCCAAAACCAACCUUUAUAAUGUUACUAAUCGGACAUUUAUCUACACUUUUACACAUGCCGACAUCUACCAUUUGUCUUUGAAUGUUUCCAAUGGGAUAAAUUGGCAGAUGGUUUCACACAGGGUCACUGUCCAGGAUGGAAUCGAAGAUCUUCUGCUGAACAUUAGCAAGUCUUCCCUCUGCAAUGAAGAAGAAGUUACUUUUAUUCCAACAAUCUCCAAAGGAAGCAAUGUAAGCUUUGUUAUAACAUUUAGAAAUAAAGACUGGAUUCAUAGUCAGAGCAUUCUCGAAGGGCAAUGCAGAACAUCAAGCCUUUUGGCAGGGAGACAUCUAGUUACAGUGAAAGCUUGGAACCUGGUGAGUAGUGCCGAGGUUUCCUCCAGCGUAAUGGUUACUGAGCGCAUUCAAGGUUUGCGACUUGUAAACUGUUGUUCUGCUGUUCUAGAAGCUCUGAAAGGAAUUAAUUUCAAGGCAGAAGUUCAAAGUGGGUUUUCAAUUAACUAUACCUGGAUAUUUCACUUGGUGGGGUCAAAGCCUACAUGGCUCAUGGGCCAGGAAGUGAUGUUUACUCCACCAGAGAGUGGUUCACUGUCUGUUAGCGUGGUAGCCAGCAAUGGAGUGUGCUCCCAGAUGCUGAAUGAAACCGUUUCAGUGGAGUGGCCUGUUAAGGAGAUCAAGCUUGUGUGUCAUUCAGAGAGAAUAUUUGUUGGACACACUGUAAGGUUUUCUGCAACAGUUAAUGGAGGGAGCAACUUCAGAUAUCUCUGGGACUUUGGAGAUUCCACUGAAGCAUUGGUGACAGACUUGAGUGCAGUCAAUCAUACUUAUUAUGUUGCUGGGAAAUACAGUGUUAUAGCCAAAGUUCUCAACAGUGUCAGCCACGUGUCCACGCAGCUUGACGUGGAAGUUGAGGAGCUCCAGUGUUCCAGCCCUCAAGCUUCACUAGUCCAGAGCCAGUCUACUAUCUAUAGGUCUAGACUGAGUUUCUUUGAAGCUAGUGUGGACAAUAACUGCUCUACUUACAAGACCAUCUACCAAUGGGAGAUAUUCAGAGGGUCUGAUUGUACCAAUGGGAAUGUAAAUUUCUCCAUGAACAAAGUCAUUCUUAGAAGUCAAGUGGAUGCAGCUUCACCUUUUCUCCUACUCCCAAAGCAUACUCUCAGUGCGGGACAGUAUUGCCUUGUAUUCACUGUUUCACUCCAAGGAACUCCUGUAUUUGUCCAACGAACAACUAACAUCAGAGUAGUCCAUUCCCCGCUGGUAGCCGUCAUCAAGGGAGGCUCGCACAAACUGUGGCCCAGCCUCAGUGACCUCAUCCUGGAUGGAUCUGAGUCUCAAGACCCUGAUGUGGAGCCAGGAGUGGAGGAUACCCUGGAGUAUCACUGGACCAUCAUGAGAGCAGUAACUGUGUGUGAAGCUCCUGUGCUUCCUGUGACUUUGGAAUGUGUGUCCUGUUCUACCCUGUCCUCCAGUCACCACAUCGGUAGUACCACCGCCAUCAUCCUUGCUGGACAAUGUGCAAAAUGUGAUGACCAGACUCAGUAUAAAUGGAGUGUUGAAGGCCAAACUGGCAUAACUCUUGACCUUGAUGACGUCGAUACCUCUACAGGGAGAAAUUCACCUAACUUGGUGGUACGUUCAGGUGUCCUCCAGCCAGGAAUGAGUUAUACCUUCACUCUUAACGUAUCCAAGCCUGGCAGAGGUCAAUGGGGCAGCGCCAGCCAGACUAUACUACCUAAAAAUCCACCACACGGAGGCCUGUGUGAUCUGAGUCCAGAGUCAGACUUACGUCUACUUGAGACAGUGGUCACCUUUAACUGCUCAGGGUGGCAAGAUGAGGAAAGCGAGGCUUCUCAGCUGAUCUAUACAUUCCAGGUGGCACCAUGCCAGCCCAUUAGCACUAUUUGCCCCACUCUCACUCUGUACAGGGGUACUCGUUCAACAUUUGGCAGCCUGGUACCAAUGGGACGUUCUGGGCAAGAAAAAUACAUGUCAGUUAUCACAGUCACUUUAUUGGUCGAGGACCAUCUGGGCUCAAAGGUCAUUGCUUUGAACAGAACACUGACAAUUAAAAAUCCUGCAAGGGAUGAAGUUGCCAGUCAGUGGCUCAGAAACAAGAGCCAGACGGAGCUGUGGGCUUUAGUCCAACAUGGUAACCCUCAGGAGAUCAUCCCUUAUUCCAUCGCCCUUACCAGCCAGCUCAAUCAGAUGGAGUCUGAACGGACUGCUAGGGAGCUCAUGGAAAGGAGGGAGAUCAGGGAAAAUGUGUCCCAAGCCCUGGCAUCUCUCCCCAUGUCCUCCUUGCUGGAUGUUGAUCAGAUCAGCUCAGCAUUGGCACAGUCCACUGCAGUUCCUAGUGAGUUGGUUUGCAUAGGCUGCCAGGAGAAGGUUUUGGAAGCUGUGGGGAAGAUGAUCCAUGUGAUGGAGGAACAGAUGAGUCCUGGUGUUUUAUCAGCUCUUGAAACAGGAAGAAACAUCCUUAAUGUCAUAGGUAGCACCUUGGCUGCUGUGUCUGAAUCAGCCAGUGCUUCCAGUUCUCACCCAGCCUACUCAAGCACUCCGCAGCCAGCCUCUACUAUCGCCCUGUCAGCACUGGCCCACACAGGAGCCCUAAUGCGCUCUCUGAUGCAUUCACGUGUUCAUGGCGAGGAACCCCUUUUGCUCUCUACCCCUUAUGUCAAUACAGUCGGUUUCCAAGGAGACCCCUCUGACCUCCUCUGCACUCACCAGACAAACCAUUCCAGCCAAGACCAGAUCAUCCCUUCUCAGUCAUCAUCAACUGACAGAUCAAAGAACUCUCACCUCUGUCAGUUUCAUAUCCCCACCUCGCUUACUGCCCACCUGAAGAGUCAGAGGUCUGAGGUGGUGCAGGUGCUGUUCGGUAUGGAUGGAGCACUCGAGUCCAACCUUAUGCUGAGUGCAGCUGACCCUCCAAUUUCGACCUCCCUGGUUGCAAUGGAGCUCUCAACUCCUCAAGGUCAGCCCAUACCCAUCAAGGAUCUGGACCCUGAACAGGCUAUACGGGUCACCCUGCCCCACAAACACCUUGUGGGACAGGGAGAUGAGGGUGGAGAUGGGAGAGUAGUUGAAAACAGGAAUGGGACAUGUCUUAUUGUAACACUCCCCACUGAAGGACAGUUGAACUUCAAAGUAAAAGCUGUGGAUGGACUGGAUGAAAAUGCAGGAUUAUACAUCUCCUUCAACUUCAGCCUGGUUUCAGGAGCUACUCCGGUGAGUUUGGGACAUGUCAAAAUAGAAGUGAGCUCUACAGUGCCUGGGACUAAUGCAUCCCAGGAUUCCUUUGAGAGAGAGUGGGCUCUCAGUCUUUCUGCUCCAACCACCUCCUCAGAGGAAACCGUCUUUCUGUCUCCACUCUCUGUGUGCCAGUACUACAGCGUGAAGGAGAGGCGUUGGAGCAGUAGGGGUCUACAGCCACUGGAGGGCAGCACGCUCCGCAUAGCUCAGUGUCUCACCCAGCAUCUCACCAUGUUUGGAGCCAGUUUGUUUGUUCAUCCUGGGGCUGUUGUUCUGCUGCCUCCGUCAGGUGGUCCCAUGCGUAACAUGGUGGUGGGGAUUGUGUGUGCGGUCCUGGUUCUGAUUCACUUGCUAGUGGGGCUCAUUGCCCAUAAACUGGACCACUUGGACAGCUUGAGACUGAGCCAGGUCCCACUGUGUGGCCGACCGGGGUUAUACCACUAUAGAGUUCUGGUCAAGACUGGCUCGAGGCGAGGAGCAGGCACUACAGCGCAUGUUGGCAUCAGUCUGUAUGGUGUGACCAAGAGCGGAUCUCGCCAUCUGCAGAGGGAUGGAGCUUUUCAGCGUGGCAGCCUGGACCAGUUUCAUCUGGAGACAGAUGACAAUCUGGGAGAAGUUUGGAAAAUUCGCAUCUGGCACGACAACACAGGUCUGGACCCAUCCUGGUACAUUCAGCAUGUGGUGGUGUGGGACCCUCAGACAGACCACAUGUUCUUCUUCGUGCUGGAGGACUGGCUCUCUGUGGAGAAUCAAAAGAAUGAGACUGUGGAGAGGGAAGUUCUGGCCUCGUGUCCAGAGGAGCUUACUCAGUUUGGACGGGUCCUCACCUCCCAGCUGAGGUUUGGGGUGACAGAACGCCACCUGUGGCUGUCACUGUGGGAACGUCCCCCUCACAGCCGUUUCACCAGGGGUCAGAGGGUUAACUGCAGUGCCAUCAUGCUGCACCUCUACCUGGCACUGGGGGCUCUGUGGUAUGGGGCUGUGGGCUCCAAGGGGAACAGUGGCCCAGUGUCAGCCCAGCUGCUGGUUAACGCUGAGACAGUCGCCGUUGGGGUGACUAUUGCAGUACUGGUGUUUCCUCUCCAGUGUCUCCUCUGUUUCCUGUUUAGAAAAGCUCACAGUCAGGUAAUCCUGGACAUGUCAGUUCCUCCAUCUCCUGUUUGUCACUCUGUGGAGAUGGACGUUUACCUCGGCCAAUCAGAGCUCUCCGGCCCUUCCUUCAUGUCUCUGCCAGACUCCUCCAGCCCAGUCCGAGACAGUCCUUCAUCUUUACUUGAGAGCAAGGCGUUAGACUCCAGUAUCCUGGACUUCUGGGCUGCUUCUGGCUUGGCAGCCCAGACAGACAGAGCAUGUCAAGACAAGGGUGUGGUGGCAUGGCUAUCCUGUGACAGCCUCCUCAAUCUACCAGUAGACUUAUGUCCCACCGAGAUGACCACGGCCCGUGACCCCUGCAAAGCUUCACCUACUCUGGGCCCUACACGCCAGUUGAGGAGGAAAAAGGCCCUGAUGCAGCUACACCUGGCCUCGGCCUCCUCCCCUUACACACCCACUGCUCCUGUCCCUUCACCUUGCAAAUAUCCCACUUCAAAAGAAAUUUCUCUAAACUCUAAUUACUCCCCUACUGCACCAGGCCAGGAGGUCCUCAACAUGAAUGCAAACCCGGUCCACAUUCAUAACCACAAUCUGACAACAUUUCUAACUCUGUCUGAGGAGAAUCUUCUGAUGUCUAUAGCAGCAGCAGCAGAAGACACAAGAGAUACAACCAACAGCAACUCAGACAGCGGCCGGGAUUCCCCUAGAACCAUGUCCUCAUUUUCAGCCACACAGAGCACCUCCUGCAGCACCUGGUCGGAUCAAGAUGAGGAGAAGUCCCUGUAUGGAGCAGAGAUCCACAUGCCAGAUCCUCAGUCCUGUUCACCCCUGUAUGGGGCAGCACUCAACAAGUGUUCCUCUGUGCUGUCUGUUGACUCAGUGGCCAGCACUUUCCUGCCGAGCCCUUCUCCUGACUCCACACGCUCUUCCUCUACCACACGCAUAGGUGUUGCUCGAGGUCGGCCCAGCUGGCUGCUCCCUCCCUGGGCGCUGUGUGUGAUAUACCCCCUGGCGGCUGUGCUGCUGGGAACCUGCCUGGCUGUCGUUGGACUCUAUGGCAGCUUCUUCUCCAGACCUGUAAUCCUCAUGUGGCUGGUAUCAUCUCUCUCUGCCUUCCUCACCUCCGCCCUACUGCUGGAGCCUCUCAAGGUGUGUUUGCAGGCAUUGAUCUACACAGCACUGUGGAGGCCUGUGGAUCCAGAAGUGGAGGACCAGCUGGCUCAGGAGACCAUUGUGGUGAGGCCAUUUGGACAGCAUAGUGGAAAGGUUCGACCACUAUGCGGCUACGGGCUGCUGCAGGCUAAAGAGGAGGCAUGCAAAGUCCGGGCUCUGCGAUCACUCAUGAGGCACUGUGUGUGCCAGCUGUUAUUUCUGCUGCUGGUGCUGAUGGUGAACUACCAGGAUAGUGUAGAGCAGAGGCAAGGCAGGCUGCUGUACUCCGCUGUCAGAGGCCGUCUUCACAGAGCACCCUUGGGGGUACCCAACCUCACCUCCCUCAGAGACUGGUCAGAUGCAGAGCAGUGGAUCAACUACACCUUGGUGCCACACUUGCACCAAAACCCUUCACUGCGUCUUGUAGGGUUGCCACAGCUGCAGUACACGCACACACUGGGCCACGUGGCAGGCAUCUUUCUGGGAAACAGCAGUAUGAUGACACAUCAGCUACUUGCUGACCUGCACAUGGCACACUGGAGCAAGAAGCUGUUUAAAACUCUUUCUGUUGAUUUCACACACUACCACAGAGAGUCUGGUUUAUUUGUGUGUGUGUCCAUUCAAAUACAGUGGGCUCAGACACAAAGAGCCACUCCCUUCCUCUCCAUCCAUCCACUCCUCAUCCCUUCAUCCUUCUCAGUACUGAACCUUCAGGUGGCACUUAUGGUACUUCUUCUCAUCUCCUCUCUCCUCAUUUUGUUCGGGGAGAUGUGGUCCAUGGUUACUGAGCGUGUCCAGUAUCUGCAUCAAUUCGGACACUGGUUCCAGCUCCUCCUGGCCUUGUUGUCACUGGCGACAGCUAUCCUGCAGUUCUGCUUCCUGUCUCUUGCCCUUUCAUGUGUUUCCAAGCUUCAGUUCCAGCCAGACAACUUCAUCGACUUCUACAGUGCUGCCCUUCUGGCACAGAAGUCUUCUCAGUGCGCAGCUGUCCUGCUCACUCUGCUUGUUCUAAAGGUAAAUGAGAGCCUUACUGCUAGGAACCUUAAGGUUUGUGCAGAGGUGGGUGGUGAUAGGCAGAGUGCUGCAGAGAGCCUGGAGCGAGCUGUGGGCUCUGACCGUCCUACUGCUGCUGCUGCUUAUGCUCUGCACUCACCUCGGAAACAUGUGGAAGGCUUCCUGUCUGUACACAAGGCCAGUGUGUCAGUGCUGUCCAUCCUGCGUGGCCGAAUAGCUCUCCAGAGAUUAUGCAAAGUCCACGUAGUCCUGGGACCCCUCUAUGGACUACUACUUAUGGGGGGAGGUCUCUGGUUUUUGGCCAGACUCUGUGGAGCUAUUCUUAUUCGUACAUACAGGGCAGAGCAAGCUGAUCUGUACCAUCCAACCAUUGAACCUCAGGACUAUGAAAUGGUGGAGUUUUUCAUCAAGAGACUCAAGCUGUGGAUGGGACUUACCAAGGCUAAAGAGUUCAGGCACAGGGUGAAGUUUGAAGGCAUGGACAUCCCUCCUUCCAGAUCCUCCCAGGAAUCCCGUCUUUCCACCCUUUCAUCCACCCUUCCCUCCGACCAUUCCCCUUCCCUUUCAUCUUCAUAUUCAUCACCCCGUCCCCUGUCCUCGGCUCUAUCUGUGAGGUCUGAGGACUCAUCAGUGUCCGAGCCUGGGUUUGACGUCUUACCCUACCUGGACCGCCUGGUCCCCUGUGUCAGUGUUCUGCUAUCUCGUUUUGAUCGGGUCAACCAGAUAACCGAGGAUGUUCACAACCUGGAAAUGAAGCUAGAGGAGGCUCAGACCAAGAGAAGGAAGAGGUGGAUCAGUAACAAGGAAAAAGUUGUGGAAAGAUUUGGAGAGUCAACAACAAACCCAAAAGACCUGGAAAAAGGAAUGGUAACAGGAGAGCUUAGAAACAGGAAGACAGGUCUUCUUCACCCCAAGCCACGAGUCUCCCUCCCAUCCUCCUUUUCAUUCAAUCCCUCCUCACUUCACUCCUCUGCUGCAUCAAUCAGGAUCUUUCCUCGUACACGAAGCUCCUACUCAGAGUCUGAAUCAGUCUUGCCUCAGGUGUCUAGCAACAACCAGACUUUUGAAGCAGCCAAAUCUGCAUCUGGAAUCUGUUGUUUUUAUCCUGCAGGUUCUCCUAGGUUUGGACGGUUCCCCAGGAGAAGAGCUUGGCAUUCGGGGAGCUCUCAUUCAGCUGAUGCAGCUCAGAGGGACUUUCAGUUCUCCGGAGGAGCUGUUCCAUGUGGAAAUGGAGGAAAAACUCUAGCAUACAUGAAUGCCAGACCCAUGAGCGAAGAGGGGUUAAGAAGGCGUAUCAGUGAUGGUGUCCCUGUGAAAAGGAAGGCUUGGAUUUCUGAAGGACCAGAGACUGAGCAAGACUAA